Molecule: messenger RNA, 636 nt
Organism: Coprinopsis cinerea okayama7#130
Lineage: Eukaryota; Fungi; Basidiomycota; Agaricomycetes; Agaricales; Psathyrellaceae
Exons: 5
Coding region: 1-636 (211 amino acids)
Biological process (GO): cellular response to misfolded protein
Cellular component (GO): endoplasmic reticulum membrane
Molecular function (GO): Hsp70 protein binding
Source: RefSeq, a predicted model, not a curated record
AUGUCUGUGGCCAAGAAGACGACUUUCUAUGACAUCCUAUCCAUCGACAAGUCGGCGUCCGUAGACGAAGUUCGAAAGGCCUACAGGAAGAGGGCAUUAGAAACCCACCCUGACAAACUUGACCCUUCAGCCACUGAAGAAGAGAAGCAGGCCGCAGAGCGGGAAUUCCAAAAGGUCCAUGAGGCUUUCCAAACGCUUGGUGACCCCCUGAAGAAGCGGCGUUAUGACGCUGUAUUAGCCCUCCGGUUAGACCCUAAACUCGUGUCCAAACAUGGUUCCGGCCUCAUGGCCGAUCGGCGAGAAUGGGCUCGGCAACAAGAAGAACUGGCCAGGCGGAGGAUGGAGGAUUGGAAGGCGAGGCAAGGAAGGUUAGAGGGCUUCAAGGCUGCCCCGCUUCGAUCAGCACCUGUGACCCCAGCAGCAACGGAGAAGGUGGAGAAGCCACCAGUGCAACUCCCAGCAAGUAGGGAGCUGACGGCGAGGGAAAGGGAGGAGCAACGAGUCAGCGAGUUACUGAACAAUCUGUACCCUGACAUGGCGGCGAGGCGGAGGGUAAUCCUUCAGCGGAGGGCUGAACGAGAGCAGGCCGAGAAGGAGAAAGCGCUGGCGCAACUCGAGCCACCAUUGACAGCCUAG